Daphnia pulex (common water flea) is the source of this 1416-nucleotide messenger RNA. RefSeq lists its product as uncharacterized. The transcript is spliced from 7 exons. Gene Ontology annotation, biological process: G protein-coupled receptor signaling pathway. The coding region runs from base 92 to 1327 and encodes 411 amino acids. Lineage: Eukaryota; Metazoa; Arthropoda; Branchiopoda; Diplostraca; Daphniidae. The record is from RefSeq and is a predicted model, not a curated record. Gene Ontology annotation, cellular component: neuron projection.
GUGAUCGAUACUACACGCGCCGGGUGCUGUAAGACAUUGCCCGAAAUGAAAAAGGAGAUGAAGAAGAAAAAAUCCCUUCCGCCCCGAGACGAUGGAUGUGUGUGUGUGGGUCGAGUCGCGGCUGCGCGCGCGGGAGCAGCUCCUCCUGGCAGAUGUGGGAUCUGAUGCUGAGCAGCAGGAUCCCAGUUGUCGUCACUUUUUGAUGGAAUGGAUGAACUUUCCUCCUCACACGUCCAGAAUGACUGCUGCCCUAUCGCCAUCGUCCAUCACCACUAGGAGGAUCGCCACGUCUACAUUUUGGUUAUCCGGCCAGGAUCAGCAACAACAUUGUGUCGAUUCGUCACUGACAACAUCCGAUCCCGUUCAAUGUCUCAAGUUGCUUAGGGAACUCAAUGGCCAGGUAUCGGCCUAUCAUCAAUUGGCCACGUCUUUGGGCACAUCCAGUGGAGACGGCCAAAAUCUUCGCGGCCGACUGAAACGCACCAGGCGACGAGCUCGUCAGCUGGCCAGUAUCGUUCGACGGUUAAUCCUCACGUUGGAUAAUAAUGUGGGUGGUGAGUCGUCUGGCCGGCUGUGGUGUCUCCUCUACUGCUGCCUUUACGUCCUGGCACUGGAAAUGCAGAGGACGUUGCAAUUGCAGUGCACGUUCGCCCUUUAUCCGGCUGCGGGAUUCAUCAACACUGGGCUGGUGGUUGUCCAGCAACAGCAAAUGAAACCGGCCAACAAGCAGCAACAAAAGAAACAAAAGAAGAAGAAGCCGAAAGCCAGCAACAACAAUCGGACCAACAAUCGUCGGUUGCAAAAUCACAUGGAGUCGAGUUGUUUGGUCGACGAUGACGACGACGUCCCACUGGCGGAUCUCUUGAGCCUGGAAAGGGCCGAAAUCAAUCAACUCCAACAGGAAAUUGAGGAACUGGAAGGAGCGCUGCAAGAAUUGCGUACCAACUACAACGUAGUGGAGAUUGAAUCUUAUCUGACGAUGACAGAUCCACUGGAACGACUGGGCUGUGAUUCGGCCUCAUCGGCCGUGUGCCAACAACACAAUAGAUCGAUCAUCAACAACCAGACAACAACAACAUCAACGACGACGACGACCUGCUAUUAUUACAACAGCAACGACAGUGGCGGCGCUAGUGGCGGCUAUUGCAAUGUCGCCGACGAUUCGAUCGGUUCAUUGUCCUCGUCUUCUUCCUACCACGAAGAGGAGGAAGAGGAGGAGGAGGAGGAUUCCAGUAGUGUAGUUAAUCAACGUCGCUGCCUUUGUGUUGUCAUGGCAAUCGUCAUCAUCGUCUUCAUUUUGGCCACCAUUCUCGGUGCUUCUCUUUAACUCUCAACUCUCUCUCAACUUGAUUCAAAAUGUUUUUUGAUAUUAUCCUGCGAAGGAAACGAGACGGAUCAAUACAAUUUUGUACAGAG